AUGUGUAAUGGCAUGAAUGCGUUAAGUUCCACCCUACCUUCAAGUUACCGCCCCAUUUCACUUCUCAACGUUGACAUUAAAAUUAUCACCAAGGCACUUUCCCACCGAUUAGAAAAAAUUAUUCCAUCCAUUAUUCACCCGGAUCAAACAGGAUUUAUUAAAGGAAGAAACUCAUCCAAUAACACACGCAGACUAUUCAAUAUAAUGCACCACUCAACCACACAUAACCAUAACUCAAUCAUAGCCACCUUAGAUGCAGAAAAAGCCUUUGACAGAGUUAACUGGUCAUUCCUCAUCCACACCCUACACAGUUUCGGCUUUGGGGAAUCAUUUAUUAACUGGAUUAAAACACUUUACACCUCACCUACAGCCACAGUUAUUACUAACGGACAAACCUCACAAAGCUUCACUCUUCACAGGGGGACCAGGCAAGGUUGCCCACUCUCUCCCUCUUUUUUCACCAUUUUCAUUGAACCCCUAGCAGCAGCCAUCCGUCAGAACCCCCUCAUUACAGGAAUCCAAACCCCCAACAUGCACCAUAAAAUCAGCCUCUAUGCAGAUGACAUUUUACUUUUUAUGGAUAACCCAAAAUCAUCACUACAAGAAGUAAUCAGUGUCAUCAAAUCCUUCUCCCUUCUCUCUGACUACUCAAUAAACUGGAACAAAUCCUCCAUACUCCCAUUAAACACCAACAGUCUGGCUGUGGCAGCCCUUACAACACCCAUCCCCUUCUGCACAAGUCACAUCACCUACUUAGGCAUCCACAUUUCCCCCAGGCUGUCAGAGUUGAUCAACCUGAAUUUCACUCCACUCCUAAAAAAAAUCAAUGAUGAUCUCCAACGAUGGAUGAACCUCCCAUUAUCUAUAUUAGGCAGAAUAGCAACAGUUAAAAUGACAAUCCUCCCCAAAAUCAGUUACCUUUGUUCAAUGAUUCCCACUCAUCCACCUCUCACCUGGUUUCAUUCCCUCGAUUCAUCCAUCAACAAAUUUUACUGGAAAAAUAAACCCCCACGAGUCAAACUGGCCACUCUUCAGAAAUCAAAAAGUUUAGGCGGACUCAAUGCUCCAAAUUUUCAUCAUUACUCACUAGCAAAUCAACUUCAAUACAUCUACAAAUGGACCCACCCCACCCAGUCAGAUAGCACGUGGUUAGACAUAGAACAAACAGUUAGCAAAGACAUCCAUCUCUCAGACCUACCAUUCCUCAGUCAAACUAUCAAAAAACACCCCUGUUUCCAAAACCCCACAAUAUCAUCGGCCCUGACAGCCUGGUGGAAAUUCUACAGCAUUACUAACUCCACUCUGGCACCAUCGCUUUUCACCCCGAUCUGGCACAACCUGGACUUCAUCAGCAAUAAACAAUCACUAUACUUCAGCACCUGGGUAGAGAAAGGGAUUACUCACCUCAAACAUAUCUUCAAUAAUAACACCCUGGUCCCAUUCUCUCUCCUGGUCCAGAAGUUUGGCAUCAGGAGCCAUCAAUUCCUACAAUAUCUACAGGUUUCAUCAUCCAUCCAAUCAUCAAUGAAAAACAAGAAUAUAAACUUAGACCUCCCCCCGUUACCCUCUAAACUCAUUAACAUCCCUUCCUCAAAGAAAAUCCUAUCUAAAUUAUACAAAUUAUUAUCACAGGCCGACUCAACACCCUCCAUACCCUCCUGA
Xyrichtys novacula (pearly razorfish) is the source of this 1662-nucleotide messenger RNA. Lineage: Eukaryota; Metazoa; Chordata; Actinopteri; Labriformes; Labridae. The record is from the annotation of a GenBank genome assembly.